GGGAGGAAUGCCGCACAAAGUAAGUUGUACAUAAAAAAACAUCUGCCGCUCGCGCUACUGCUGCUUUAAAAUAGUAGUAGUAGAACAUAUUGAUUUUAGUAACGGUACUCCUUGGCAGUUUGCAUGCUUGCUUUUGCUCAAACAGAGUCGAGUCGUAGAACACGAGAACCCUACGUCACAGCGCCAGAGUUUGACAAUUUCGAUUGCAUUUUAACGAGAGAAAGAGAGAGGGAGCGAAAAAUAUAACAAGGAUAUUGAGGAGAUUGAAUUGAGCAAAGUGAAUGUGGCAGCAUCAGUAAAGAAGCAUCCUUUAUUUUAUUGGAAGUUGUAAAAGGAAGAAGAACAUCUUGCAUUGCCUUGCUUUUAAAACAACCGGUAAUUUGGAAAAAAUGGAAGAAGAGCAUCAUAAAUUAACACUGCCCGGCUUACCGCCUUUGCCUAAAAGCCUUAGUGCUGCCAUUGGCCAACCAAACUCUUCAUCUUCACCCUUAAGUCAUGUGCAUGCCCACUUCUUGGAUCCCGAGUUAUAUUUGGGUGCCUCGACUUCAGCAGCCGCCUCAUCACAUCGCCAACGCGUGGGCGGUGCAAAUAGCUCCAACUCCUACCGCCAUGGCAGCUUAUCGUCCACCCAAGAAUCGUUGAGUGAUCGGGAAAGCAUACACAGUCGAGCCUCUUCCACCCACAGUGCGGGCGGCGGAGGACAUCUCUCGCAUUAUGGCCAGCAACAGCAUACACCCACCAACAAUAAUCAUUCGAGUCAUAGCAGCAAUAAUAACUCGCACAACCAUCAUGCAUCACGCACCGAUAGUGACAGCACCUCCGGUUCAAGCACCACCACUAAACUGGACACCCAAUUGGCCAUACUGAGGCGCGAAAUGUAUGGGCUGCGACAAUUGGAUUUAUCGUUGCUAUCACAAUUGUGGGCCCUUAACGAAUCGAUACAGGGCUUUCGUGCUUAUAUUCAGGAACAGGAGGCUUUGUCGCCUCCAUCCCCCUCGCCCACACCAUCAGAGACCAACUCUUUGACAUCGGAGCCAGAUGAAGAAUCGUACUCGGGCCAACAUGCUGUACCCGUCAAGCUGGUGCCGCAAACGCCCACAGCGAACGUGCAGAGUCUAUUGCCCAAACGCGGUUCAACCACUUCGCACGCCUCCUCAACUUCCACCUCGAAUACAUCUGGUUCCUCUUCCAAUAACUCAUCGAUAAGUAAACAUCAGCACCAUAGCAGUGGCGGCGGAGGUGGUGGAUUCCCAAGUCCCAAUAUUGUGGGACUUAUGCCCCCUCAAGCUCCCUUGCCACAAAAAUCGCAUCCACAAUUGCCACGUAUAUUACAACAGAGAAUGCGUCGAGCGCCACCGCCACCUCCACCAAAUCGUCCAAAGUCUUCGACUUCAAUUACCUCGAACUCAUCACAUGGUGGUGGUGGUGGUGGUGGCAGUGUUCAUCAUCAUCAUUCGACGGCGACAAGUAGCAAAUCAUCAUCACCUUCACCCUCACCAGGGGGUGGUGGUGGAGGUGGUCUAACAAGUCAAUCCUCUUCGUCAAUGGCUUCAAGGCAUGUAUGACAAAACCCCUUCUUAGACUAGGCCUUGGAGUUGCCAGUCUAGUCUAAGAACAAAGGGAAAUAAAUAGCUAACUGGAAAAUCAAACAUACAUACAUACGAAGCGGAGAAAGGAGUUCAUCAACCAAAAACUCUGGCAACUCUGCUAACCAAAAAAAAGGAAAUCUUUAAGAUUCCUCGUCAAUUUUAUACUUUUAAAGGAUAAAAACAACCACCAUGCAAUUGAAACACAAAAAUUAAUGCUGAAACACUAUGACUUUAAACUACAAGACACUCGUUAUUCUACCGCUUUAGCAGUAGACUCAACUACCUAUAUCUUCAAAAACAAUCGCAAAUCAAACUCUUUGCAUAAAAACAAGAACUGUUCGAAACAUUCAGCCAUCAUCAAUCAUCAUCUUCCUCCUCAAUCAAAAAGGGGUGAGUUAAAGUGAAAGUAGUAGUAGAAUUUUUAGUAAAGAAAUGGAAACUACCACUAGAAUGGUUUUAGCCGAGACAAGAACCCAAAUCUCUCUAGUUAUUUUAACAAAGCAUACAACGCAAAACAAUGCAAAUCUCAAAGAUUGGUCAAUUUUGUUCCCAUACAUUUGUACACAAAAAGUAAAAAAAAAAAAACAAAAAAACUUGAAAACAAAACAAACAAGCAAAAAAAUGGUUGCGAAGCAGACAAACUCAAUAACUAGUUAGUAUUGUAAAUUUUUAUUAAGUAUACAAACACUUGUAUUUAAUAUUGAUAAACUUCUAUAUGGCAAGUUAGGAAUAGAGAGAAAAAUCACAAUUUACUCAUCAAAAAUCAUCAAAUCAAAUGUAAUUAGAAUACUAUGGUACGAAAAACUCGAAUUGAAAAUUGCAUUGUAUCGUUAUUUUGGGGUCUAUUAUUCCUAAAACAUUUGUACAUAUAUUUAUUUAUGGAAAUGCUCUAUUAACUCAAAAAAAUAUGCUAAGAUUCCCAAAAAUAUGAUGUACAUGAGAACAUA
Messenger RNA from Stomoxys calcitrans (stable fly), 2536 nucleotides. It is a transcript of the gene lmgB, whose product is annotated as optomotor-blind protein. The coding region runs from base 390 to 1565 and encodes 391 amino acids. Lineage: Eukaryota; Metazoa; Arthropoda; Insecta; Diptera; Muscidae. The record is from RefSeq and is a predicted model, not a curated record. The transcript is spliced from 3 exons.